Thunnus maccoyii (southern bluefin tuna) is the source of this 2121-nucleotide messenger RNA. RefSeq names its product sperm acrosome membrane-associated protein 4-like. The record is from RefSeq and is a predicted model, not a curated record. NCBI's taxonomy places the organism in Eukaryota, Metazoa, Chordata, Actinopteri, Scombriformes, Scombridae. The coding region runs from base 493 to 852 and encodes 119 amino acids. The transcript has 3 exons.
CCUGUGUCUGCUGGUCCACCUGAGCUAGCACUAGCUAACGAGAUGAGAGGGGAUAAGGAUUGUGAGUCUCACUUAAACUCAUUUUGUGGGCCCGAGGAAGAGAUUAGCCCUCCUCCAGUAGCACUGAAUACAGCCAUUUGGCAACUAGCCCUGAGAAUGAACUCUAAACCUAAAUCUCACACAGAGAAACACUGAGGUCCAAAAGUACCUGGAGCUGUAUUCAUAAAGCUUUCUAGAGCAAAGAGUUGCUCCUAGUAAUGAAACUGUGAUGUUUUCUAAGAAUUUACCCUUAAAGUGAAAACUAGAUCCUGUUAAAGAUAAAAGUUAUUCUCAAAGCAUCUCAGCCCUUCAGAGAGCUCCUAAGGUGAAAAACUGUUAAGAGUAGGGAGGAGGACUUUUAAGAGGCUUAAGAGUUUCUGAAGCAGCAGAGGCAGGAGAAACAUUCGCCGAACGCCGAAUGACAGUGAUGAAGAGGAGCAGCAGGAGAAGCUCAUGGAGGCGGUGGCAUUUGAGGAAGAGGAGGAGUUGCUAGAGUGUUUCCGUUGUGACCUGGGCUUCUGGGAUGCCUGCUACACCACCGAAACCAACUGCAGCGUUGGGGAGCGCUGCUACACAGGCCGAGGGAAGGCAGCUGACGUUCUGGACGUUAAGACGUUGGGUUGUGUGAAAGCAGAGGAGUGUAAUGUGGAGACCACGGUGGAGCUGUUCCCUAACAAAACCGUCUUUGUCAUGACCAAACACUGCUGCGACACGUCCUUCUGCAACUCAGCACACAAACUUCCAGUCAAUGCAUUUUUGUACCUCACUGUGGCCGUUCUGACUUUGUGGCACCUCACUGAAGCCUCGACAUGAUCACAAUAACUAACCUGCUUUUAUUUAGUGAAUGCUGUCAAAACUAAUAUUUUUUGUUCUGUAAAUUCUUCCCAGAACAAUAAAUAUUAGUGUCGUCUGCAAAUUAAACAAAUUUCAAUAUUUUUGAUAUCCUAAAUAUGUUAUUUAUUUACAAAAUGAACAAUUUAAGUCCUAAUACUGACCCCUGUGGGACUCCACAAGUAAUAUCCAUACAUGUAUAAAUCAACAUGUAUGGCUUUUCAUGUUUUUAAAAAAAAUAUUUAUAGCUCUGCACAGCACUUAAAAAGCAUGGAGUACCUUGUGAUGCACUCCCACCCCAACACCCUUUGACAGCAGUAAUUACCACCAAGACUGAACUGAAGCUUCGGUUUAUAACAAACAUUCCUCUUGUGACAUCAAACCACUCACAGUAACAAAAAGUUGGGAAAAAGAUUUUCAGUCUCUCAACCUUGAUUGGAAUUGGCCGACAGUCUGGAAACAUCAUUUUCCUCAUCUAAAUACCUCAUUCAGCAGAUAAUUCACCACAAGUUUGUGCACAAAUUUUACUUUACGCCGGAUUGCAGAUUUAGAUUAAACAGUGACUUAUGCACUAAAUGUUCUGGCUCUGUUAGAGGAGAUUACUUACAUAUGUUCUGAUAUUACUCUAUCAAACUUUUUUGGUAAUAUAUCAAUAAGAUUGUUGGAACCAUCAUUGAUUAAGUCCUUCCCAGCUGCCCUGCUCCUCAUCUUAUUGGGUACAAUCCAAAUAUAUUGUUAUUGUUUCAUGAGAAAUGGAUAAUAUUAGCUACCCCAGCUACUGUGGAGAAAACCAUUAUUAAGAAUUGGUUUGAACCCUCUACUGUUAUGCAGAGAACGUGGCUAAAUCUUUUUUCAGAUUUGUUUACUUGAAAGGUCCACUGCCUGAAUUAACGGGUCUGUAUCUGAUACUGUGAUCAACUGAUCUAAAGCAAUCAUGAUUACUCAGGGGCUUAACUAAAGCCAACUUUGGCCUUGCCUUGAACUCAUUUCCUUUCACAUAACCCUUUCUAUUUAGUGCUAUAGGCCAUGUACAUAAAUGUAUAUGUUCAUAUGUGUAUGUUUGUAAUUAGCAGUUUGUUGUCUCUGUUGUCGUUGUGGUCAUUUGUUUCUGUGGAUUUACUAUGUAUGCUGUUCUGUGUCUAGGGUGUUUUGUUUAAUUGUGCAUUUACAUUGACUCAUAGUUAUUAUUUAUUUGGGCUUUUUUCUGUAUUAUUAUUCUUUGUCUUUAUUUUGCUCUUUUCCUUUUUUGCA